AUGCGGCCGCCCGCGCUCGCCCGGCUGCUGCUGCUCCAGCUGCUGCUGCUGAAGCUGCACCUCGGCAAAGGCGCCGUCAAGGAGUGCGAGGAGGACCAGUUCCAGUGCGGGAACAAGCGGUGCAUCCCCGCCAUCUGGAAGUGCGACGAGGACGACGACUGCUCGGAUAACAGCGACGAGGCGGACUGCCCAAAGAAAACUUGUGCUGAGUCUGAUUUCACUUGUGACAACGGCCACUGCAUCCCUGCCAGGUGGAAAUGCGAUGGCGAAGAAGAAUGUCCUGAUGGAUCAGAUGAGUCAGAAGCAGCAUGCACCAAGCAAGUAUGUCCAGCUGAAAAAAUUAGCUGUGGAGAUUUGAGCAACAAAUGUAUCCCGUCGUCCUGGAGAUGUGAUGGGCAGAAGGACUGUGAGAGCGGUAUUGAUGAGGCUGGUUGCACUCCUGCGUGUUCCCCCAACGAGUUCCAGUGCAGUAACAGGACGUGCAUCUCCAUCAUCUUUGUGUGCGACGGGGACGACGACUGCGGGGACGGCAGUGACGAGCGCAAGUGCUCCCCUCUGACCUGCAACCCCAAUGAGUUCCAGUGCAACAACAGCGUGUGCAUCCCGGAGCUGUGGGUGUGCGACAACCAGCUGGACUGCGAGGACCAGUCGGACGAGUCCGUGGAGAAGUGCGGCUACGACGCCAAGGCGCUCACCACCUGCGCGGCCCACGAGUUCCAGUGCGGCAACGGCGAGUGCAUCCACCUGAACUGGAAGUGCGAUGGGGACGAGGACUGCAAGGACAAGUCCGACGAGCAGGAUUGCCCUCUGGUGACCUGCCAGCCGGACGAGUUCCAGUGCGGCGACGGGACCUGCAUCCACGGGGUGAAGCAGUGUGACAAGGUGCACGACUGUCCCGACAACAGCGACGAGGCCGGCUGCGUCCAAGGUACAAAUGAAUGCUCUAUGAACAACGGUGGCUGCUCACACAUAUGUAAAGACUUGAAGAUUGGUUAUGAAUGUGAAUGCCCUCCCGGAUACAAGCUUCUGGAUAAAAAAACAUGUGGAGACAUAGAUGAAUGUGAGAAUCCAGACGCUUGUAGCCAGAUCUGCAUUAAUUACAAAGGGGACUACAAAUGCGAGUGCUACGAGGGAUACGAGAUGGACACCCUGUCCAAGAACUGCAAAGCUGUAGGCAAGAGUCCAUACCUGAUCUUCACCAAUCGCCAUGAAGUUCGCAAGAUAGACCUAGUGAAAAGGGACUACUCUCGCAUCAUUCCCAUGCUGAAGAACGUCGUGGCGCUGGACGUGGAGGUGGCAACAAACAGAAUAUAUUGGUGUGAUUUGUUCUACCGAAAAAUCUACAGUGCCUACAUAGACAAAGCGAGCGACACAGCUGAGCAGGUGAUUUUAAUAGACAGCCAGCUGAACUCCCCUGAGGGACUCGCGAUAGACUGGGUGCAUAAGAACAUCUACUGGACGGAUUCGGGAAACAAGACUAUCUCGGUUGCCACUGCAGAUGGAAGCAGGAGGAGGACACUUUUCAACAGCGACCUCAGUGAGCCGAGAGCCAUUGCUGUCGAUCCCACGCGGAGGUUCAUGUAUUGGUCUGACUGGGGAGACAAAGCUAAGAUUGAGAAGGCAGGCCUGAACGGUGUGGGGCGGCAAGUGCUGGUGACUGACAACAUUGAGUGGCCUAAUGGCAUCACGCUUGAUUUGCUGAAUCAGCGUCUCUACUGGGUAGACUCCAAAUUGCAUUCACUGUCCUGCAUUGAUUUCAAUGGCAGCAACAGAAAAGUUCUGAUCUCUUCUGUUGAUGAUCUGAGCCAUCCUUUCGGCUUAGCAGUGUUUGAGGACAGAGUGUUUUGGACUGACCUGGAGAAUGAAGCAAUCUUCAGUGCAAAUAGGCUGAAUGGCUUGGACAUCUCCGUUUUAGCAGAAAAUCUCAAUAAUCCUCAUGAUAUUGUGGUAUUUCAUGAAUUAAAGCAGCCCAAAGCUCCAGAUUCCUGUGAGCUCAGUCCCCAACCAAAUGGAGGCUGUGAGUAUUUGUGUCUGCCUGCACCUCAAAUCUCUCCUCAUUCUCCCAAGUAUACAUGUGCCUGUCCUGACAACAUGUGGCUGGGUCCUGACAUGAAAAAAUGCUACAAAGAUCUUCCAGCUACUUCAACCAUCCUGCUGGUUUCUACAGCCUCUCAAAGUGCCACUAGUUCUACAACAGCUAUUGCAGCUGUAACCGACAGGGCCAGCAACACCACUGAAGUCGCCCCCAAAACUGCAUCAGAGGCUGCUAUUACUAUGCCAAGUUUUCAUUUACCUCCAACCACAUCUAUUCUAAUAGAUUCUGAGAUGACCACUGGAAACAGCAAUUUAUCACAGCACUAUGCAAAUAACGGUGAAGGCUUUGAUUCAACUGUGACAGCAGCUGUUAUUGGAAUUGUCAUUCCUGUUGUGGUCAUUGGCUUGCUGUGCACAGGGGGGUACCUCAUCUGGAGAAACUGGAAACGGAAGAACACUAAAAGCAUGAACUUUGAUAAUCCAGUGUAUAGGAAGACAACAGAAGAGGAAGAUGAAGAUGAAAUCCAUAUUGGGCGGACUGCCCAAAUUGGACAUGUCUACCCAGCACGUGUAGCAUUAAGCCUAGAAGAUGACGGGUUGCCAUGA
Rhea pennata is the source of this 2640-nucleotide messenger RNA. RefSeq names its product LDL receptor related protein 8 (gene LRP8). The transcript has 18 exons. Gene Ontology annotation, cellular component: plasma membrane; caveola. Lineage: Eukaryota; Metazoa; Chordata; Aves; Rheiformes; Rheidae. Gene Ontology annotation, biological process: ventral spinal cord development. The record is from RefSeq and is a predicted model, not a curated record. Gene Ontology annotation, molecular function: protein binding; calcium ion binding. The coding region runs from base 1 to 2640 and encodes 879 amino acids.